AUGUUCCUUUUGAGAUCGGUACCCUCUAGUGCAAGAAUAGCUACUGGAAGGACAUCACUAAUUGCAUAUUUAAUUAAGCGUCCUUCAACGUUCCAACUACAAUAUUCAAUAAGAGAACUAUCAAAUGUUUCUAAGAAUAAUAUUAUAACUAAAAGAACUACUUCCGCAUUUAAGAAUAAAUUGUUUAAUGUUGCGUUAAGAAGAUCUCUCUUUACGGAAACGACACAUUCAUGUUCUAAAUGUGAGAAAGUCGCGAAGCACCUAAUUGAAAAUACCACUAUAAACCGUGAAAUAUUACCAACUAAUGUCUCUCCACUCCAUUACCAUCUUCAAAUUGAACCAAAUUUCGACACUUUCAAAUUCAAAGGUAUUGUUAAGAUUGAUUUAAAAGUUAAUGAGAAAAAUGUCGAUACUGUCAAGUUAAAUAGUUUAGAUAUCGAUAUUCAUUCUGCAAAUGUUGAUGGUAUCGAUGCUACUUCUUUUAACACUAACACCGAUAUUCAGACCACUGAAUUUGGGUUCCCUAAAGGAACUUUCGCCACAAAGGAGAAAGCAACAUUAGAGAUUAAAUUUACUGGUAUUUUGAAUGAUAACAUGGCUGGGUUCUAUAGAGCUAAAUAUGAAGAUAAAUUGACUGGUGAAACCAAAUAUAUGGCAACCACCCAAAUGGAACCUACCGAUGCAAGAAGAGCAUUCCCAUGUUUUGAUGAACCAAAUUUAAAGGCAACUUUCGACAUAACCUUAGUAUCUGAAUCUCAUUUGACUCAUCUAUCUAAUAUGGAUGUUAAAGAUGAAAUGAUUACUGAUGGUAAGAAAAUUACUCAUUUUAAUACUAGUCCAAAGAUGUCAACUUAUCUAGUUGCUUUUAUUGUGGCCGAAUUAAAAUACGUUGAAAAUAAUGAUUUCCGUAUCCCAAUUAGAGUUUAUGCUACACCAGGUAACGAAAAGGAUGGCCAAUUUGCUGCUGACUUAACUGCAAAGACCUUGGCAUUUUUUGAAACUUCUUUCGGUAUUAAAUAUCCUUUACCAAAAAUGGAUAACGUUGCCAUUCAUGAAUUCUCUGCUGGUGCAAUGGAAAAUUGGGGUUUAGUUACCUAUAGAGUGGUUGAUCUAUUAUUAGACAAGGAUCAUUCCACAUUAGGUAGAGUUCAACGUGUUGCUGAAGUAGUUCAACACGAGUUAGCUCAUCAAUGGUUUGGUAACUUAGUGACCAUGGAUUGGUGGGAAGGUUUAUGGUUGAAUGAAGGGUUUGCCACUUGGAUGUCAUGGUAUUCUUGUAAUGAAUUUCAACCAGAAUGGAAGGUUUGGGAACAAUAUGUAACUGAUACAUUGCAAGGUGCUUUAGCUUUAGACUCCCUGAGAUCAUCUCACCCAAUUGAAAUCCCUGUCAAGAGAGCUGAUGAAAUUAAUCAAAUCUUUGAUGCGAUUUCUUAUUCUAAGGGGUCUUCAUUGUUAAGGAUGAUUUCUAAAUGGUUAGGUGAGGAUGUCUUCAUUAAGGGUGUUUCUCAAUAUUUACAAAAAUUUAAAUACGGUAAUGCAAAGACUGAAGAUUUGUGGAACUCUUUGUCCGAAGCCUCAGGUAAAGAUGUUAGUUCAGUAAUGAAUGUUUGGACUAAACAAGUUGGUUUCCCAAUCAUUUCAGUAGAAGAAAAUGGUAAUAAGAUUACUUUUAAACAAAACCGUUAUUUAUCAACUGGUGACGUUGAACCAAUUGAAGACGAAACUUUAUAUCCAGUAUUCUUAGCUUUGAAGACUGCCAAUGGGGUUGACAACGACAUUGUAUUGAACGAAAGAUCUAAGACAAUUGAACUUAAGGAUAAUGAUUUCUUGAAAGUUAAUGGUGAUCAAUCUGGUAUCUACAUUACGUCAUACAGUGACGAAAGAUGGAUAAAGUUAGGUAAACAAGCCAAUUUAUUAUCCGUUGAAGAUCGUACAGGUCUUGUUGCUGAUUCUAAAGCCCUGGCUGCUUCUGGUUAUUCUUCAACAACCAAUUUUUUCAACUUGAUAUCCAAUUGGAAAAAUGAAUCCUCUUUUGUCGUUUGGGAACAAAUUUUGAAUAGUAUUUCUUCAUUGAAAUCUACGUGGAUCUUUGAACCAAAAGAAGUUCAAGCUGCCUUGAACAAUUUUACCAAUGAUCUUGUAAAAAAUAAAUUAAAGGAAUUGGGAUGGAAAAUUGAACCCACAGAUUCCUUUGCUACCCAAAGUUUGAAAGUUUCACUUUUUGGUGCUGCAUGUGCCGCUAGAGAACCACAAAUGGAGAAAAUUGCCAUCGAUAUGUUUAAUAAAUAUGUGGAAGGUGAUAAAUCUGCAAUCCCUGCACUAAUCAAACCAAUUGUAUUUAAUACUGCAGCAAGAAUUGGUGGCAAGGACAAUUAUGAAAAGAUAUAUCAAUUGUAUUUGAAUCCUGUGUCUUCUGAUGAAAAAUUAGCUGCAUUAAGAACUUUAGGUAGAUUUGAAGAUAUUGAAUUAAUCAAUAGAACAUUAAGUUAUUUAAUGGAUGAUAAAGGAACUAUAUUGAAUCAAGAUAUUCAUAUUCCUAUGCACGGCUUAAGAGGUGACGUCAAUGGUAUUAGUGCCUUAUGGGGAUGGACUCAAGAUAAUUGGGAAAAAUUGAGUACCAAGUUACCACCUGGUCUGUCAAUGUUAGGAUCUAUUGUCUCAAUUUCUACUUCAGGUUUCACUUCAUUUGAUAAGAUUGAAGAAAUUAAACAAUUCUAUGAAAACAAAUCAACUAAAGGGUUCGAUCAAGGGUUAGCACAAUCAUUGGAUACCAUUAAAGCCAAGGCUCAAUGGGUAGAAAGAGAUCGUAAUGUAGUCUUACAAUAUUUGAAAGAACAUGGAUAUUAUAAAUAG
This is a messenger RNA of Maudiozyma barnettii, 2853 nucleotides long. RefSeq names its product metallo-aminopeptidase (gene APE2). The record is from RefSeq and is a predicted model, not a curated record. Lineage: Eukaryota; Fungi; Ascomycota; Saccharomycetes; Saccharomycetales; Saccharomycetaceae. Gene Ontology annotation, cellular component: cytoplasm. Gene Ontology annotation, biological process: peptide catabolic process; proteolysis. The transcript is spliced from 2 exons. Gene Ontology annotation, molecular function: zinc ion binding; metalloaminopeptidase activity; peptide binding. The coding region runs from base 1 to 2853 and encodes 950 amino acids.